Mus caroli (Ryukyu mouse) is the source of this 1708-nucleotide messenger RNA. It is a transcript of the gene Gabra2, whose product is annotated as gamma-aminobutyric acid type A receptor subunit alpha2. Gene Ontology annotation, molecular function: GABA-A receptor activity; extracellular ligand-gated monoatomic ion channel activity. Gene Ontology annotation, biological process: monoatomic ion transmembrane transport; gamma-aminobutyric acid signaling pathway; chloride transport. Gene Ontology annotation, cellular component: membrane. The record is from RefSeq and is a predicted model, not a curated record. NCBI's taxonomy places the organism in Eukaryota, Metazoa, Chordata, Mammalia, Rodentia, Muridae.
UCUUGAACAUGGACGUGGGCAAAUGUGAAAGGGCAGGGCGAAUGAUUUGGAUUUGAUUUUCAAUUUUUUUUUUUUUUGAGGGUGGUGAUGGUGGUUGUUGUUGAGUAAAGUGAAGACCACAAUUAACUGUAAGGAAAAGAUAGAAAUGAAAAAGUAGCCUGCUUGCUGCCAGCUAUUUCCUGCUGUCGUUGCGGAGGUGAUCUUUGAGAGGCUUUGGCAAAAAGAAGAUGAAGACAAAAUUGAGUACAUGCAAUGUAUGGUCUCUGCUGCUUGUUCUCCUGGUGUGGGACCCAGUCAGGUUGGUGCUGGCUAACAUCCAAGAAGAUGAGGCUAAAAAUAACAUCACCAUCUUUACAAGAAUUCUAGACAGACUUCUGGAUGGUUAUGAUAAUCGGCUUAGACCAGGACUGGGAGACAGUAUUACUGAAGUCUUCACUAACAUUUACGUGACCAGUUUUGGCCCUGUCUCAGAUACAGAUAUGGAGUAUACAAUAGAUGUUUUCUUUCGGCAAAAAUGGAAAGAUGAGCGUUUAAAAUUUAAAGGUCCUAUGAAUAUCCUUCGACUUAACAAUUUAAUGGCCAGCAAAAUCUGGACUCCUGAUACAUUCUUUCACAAUGGGAAAAAGUCAGUGGCUCAUAACAUGACAAUGCCAAACAAGCUGCUUCGAAUCCAGGAUGAUGGAACAUUGCUAUAUACCAUGAGGCUUACAGUCCAAGCUGAAUGUCCCAUGCACUUGGAGGAUUUCCCGAUGGACGCUCAUUCAUGCCCACUGAAAUUUGGAAGCUACGCUUACACAACCUCGGAAGUCACAUAUAUUUGGACUUACAAUGCUUCUGACUCCGUUCAGGUUGCUCCCGAUGGCUCCAGGUUAAAUCAGUAUGAUUUGCUGGGCCAGUCAAUUGGGAAGGAGACAAUUAAAUCCAGUACAGGUGAAUAUACUGUAAUGACAGCUCAUUUCCACUUGAAAAGAAAAAUUGGGUAUUUUGUGAUUCAGACCUAUCUGCCUUGCAUCAUGACUGUCAUUCUCUCCCAAGUGUCAUUCUGGCUGAACAGAGAAUCGGUGCCAGCAAGAACUGUGUUUGGAGUAACAACUGUUCUAACAAUGACAACAUUGAGCAUCAGUGCUCGAAAUUCACUCCCCAAAGUGGCCUAUGCCACUGCCAUGGACUGGUUUAUAGCUGUUUGUUAUGCGUUUGUGUUCUCUGCCCUAAUUGAAUUUGCAACCGUGAAUUACUUCACAAAAAGAGGAUGGGCUUGGGACGGGAAGAGUGUAGUCAAUGACAAGAAAAAAGAGAAAGGGUCCGUCAUGAUACAGAACAACGCCUACGCGGUAGCUGUUGCCAACUACGCCCCGAAUCUUUCCAAAGAUCCUGUCCUCUCUACCAUUUCCAAAAGUGCAACGACGCCAGAACCGAACAAGAAGCCAGAGAACAAGCCAGCUGAAGCCAAGAAAACCUUCAACAGUGUCAGCAAAAUCGACAGAAUGUCUAGAAUAGUGUUCCCAGUUCUGUUUGGUACUUUUAAUUUAGUUUAUUGGGCUACCUAUUUAAACCGGGAGCCUGUAUUAGGGGUUAGUCCAUGAAACUAGACAUUGGUUACUUUUGGGCUAUAUAGCAAUGUUACACUUGGUUUUGGUUUUGGUUUUUGCUUUGUACAGUCUGACUAAUAACUGCUAAUUUAUGACCCACUAUGUAUAGUAUAUAUAUA